This is a messenger RNA of Knipowitschia caucasica, 1110 nucleotides long. The record is from the annotation of a GenBank genome assembly. Lineage: Eukaryota; Metazoa; Chordata; Actinopteri; Gobiiformes; Gobiidae.
AUGGCGGAGAUAGAGCAGGCCUCGCUCAAGUCUGAGCAGCUGUCGGACAAGUCCUCUUCCCCCGCCCUCCCCGACGAGCUGAGCCUGGACGAGACCACCGCGGACCCUCUCCUCUCUGCACAGGGCGGCUUCAGCAGCAGCUCUCCCAGCUCAGAGGAGUCCGGGGGGGGCAGGGCUCAGCUCACUCAGGUCCUGGUCCAGAGUCUGGUCCAGGCGUCUGAGCAGUGUCUAGAGACGGACAGCAACCUGCAGGAGUCUGAGGCUCAGAAUAAUGAGGCCCUCGUGAAGUCCGCCCCCAGCAGCCCUGGGGGAGUCUCCAGUUCCAGUCACAGAGACCGGAGCAGUGAGGGAGGGGCCGGUGGGUUUUGGCCCCUGCUCCACUUGCCCACAGAGUUCUUCCACCCCACAGCCCCCUCAGGGGCCCCUCGCAGCAGCAGCCUCAGACUGACCAGGGGCCUCAGACUGACCAGGGGCCUCAGACUCACGUCCCCACGCUCCUGGGCCUCUCUGCGCUCUCCAGGGGCCCGCACCAAGAAGCUCAGCUCUCAGUACCCCUCCCACAGUGACUCGUCCCUGGCCACAGGCAGCUCUGAGGGCAGCCUGCAGACCACUCUGGAGGAGGGGCUGAGCUUCAGUGUGUCCCCUCCUCAGGUGGGGCCCCUCCCCUCCGCGGCCCCCCCUCUGCUGUGCCCCGUGUCUCGGCCCCCUCCCUCCUCCACCCUCACCCUGCAGGCCAUCAGGGGGCACCAGCGCAGCCAGAGCAGUGGGCGAGGCAGCACCAGCCCUGGGUACACGCGGGAGGACUCCAUGGACCCCUCAGAUGAGGACCUGGGCAUCGUGCUGGGGCCCUCCAGUCAGGGCGGCAACAGCGAGCACCUGUCCGAGGCCCUCAGCAGCCUGUCGCUCAGCUCUCUGUUGUACCCUAUAGGAGGAGUGAAGAAGUGCAACAGCACAGGCAGCCUGGACCCCGGGGCCCUGCUGUCCCGUACAGAGCAGCACAAGGACAUUAUGGGCCCCUGGACGGACACUUCCAGAGGAGCCAGAGAGCAGACCCUGCGAGGGAAGAGCUCCAGCCAGAGCGCUGUGGGCCCCUGUCGUAAAGAUAGAUGA